UGUCCCUCUGGGGCAAUAAGUAAAUUUUGAUUCUGACAUUUAUGAAAGCUCCCUUGUUGGUUGUUGUAUUAUUGCUUCAAGUAUCAGAAUGAGUCAGAUUCUUCUAUAAUGUAAAUAACAGGAGAAAAAAAAUCAUAUUAAUUGGCACAGCACCUUUGUGCAAGUUCUUUGUUAAUUUCUUGAUAUGAUAAAUAGGGGAAACAAAAACAUACAACAAUAAAAUACUCUCUGAAAUACUAUAAAAAAUACUUUCAUGAAAUACUAUACCUUUUAAACCCAAUUAUGCCACCAAGUCCAACAAGAUGUAACUUUGAGCAAACCCAAUUUGCUUCCUUCCAUUCUCUUCAUUAGCAUGAGGAGGCUCCAGACUUCCAGACAUCCCUGGGUAUCAUAAUAGCAAUCAAAGGACAGUGUGCUGUAGCCACUUGUCACACUAAUAUAAUCAGUGGGACGCUAAUGUGACCCUGAGCGCAGCAAACAGCCGUGACCUCUGACCUCUGCUCCACUUUCUCACUAUUGAUCCUGUAGAUUCUUCUGAUGUGGAGGGUAAGUGUGAGAUUUUUCCUUGGGCAUAAAGGCCUUAAAGGGGCUCUCAUUAGGGACUAUGUGUAAGUUUCUAUCCAGGAAUACAUCAUUAUAGUCUACAGCUGUACCAGUCUCCAGUCAUUCAGUCUGUCCAGAGCUCCAGCAGAGACAGGUGUGGAGCAGUCAGACCCAUGCUUCUACUCCCAGAACAAAAUGGAGUUGUUGACGCUGAUGCUGGUGCUCCCUACAAUUUACGCACAGCCCUGGCAUGUUUUGCAGGCUGGACAAGUGAAAACACGCUUAACUGAAUUGGAAGAUGCUCUGUUGGCUGGAAAAGAGGAGGUCAGACAAAACUUUAACGCUGGCCUGAAUCCAGACAUUAAACUGCAUAGUAACGAAGCAAGUGAAGUAGAAUUAACCGCUGAAGCUCAAGCCAUGAUAUUAGGUAAAACCGAUAAUAGUUAUAGUACUGAUGAAGACUAUGAUGAUACGCAGCGAUUAGUGCGGGAGGAAGAAGAGAGCAUGCUGGUGGCAGGACUCCAUCUUGACAAGAAGAGAGAGAGAACAGCAAAAAACAAAAGUUCACUAAUUUCGUCUAACAAUAAUGGCCGAACUAUGAUUCCUGUUUCAUCCACACAUGUACCUUUAACCUCUGCCCACCUGUCCAGUCCUGACAUUCCUUCAAAUCCCACUGAGGCUACCAAGGCAAUCGGUGACGUCAAGUCUGAGUCCUUCCUAGAGCAUCUCCUUGCUGAGGUGUUACUGAUCCCCACCCAUACCUCCACAAUGGAAGUAAACAAAGGACACGGUUUGAUGGAUCUCAGAAUUCAUACAGGACACAGUGAAGACAGUAUAAAACAAAUAGGAACUUCAACAGGACCUGCUGAGAGAACUUUUACCUACAACACUCAAGCAGCCAUGUUAAGUUCAACAGAAACACAACCAAAUGUACCACAAGUGACCACAACAGUAAAAACAGCAGGAAAUGCAUAUAAACCUGAAACUAAAGACAAAAAUGCAUCUUCAAAAGCUUUAAUUAAGACACUGGAGAAAAAUGUCCCAGCACAAUCAAAAUCCCCCAAAAAGACAACAAUAAAGAAGACAGACAAGAAUUAUAGUAAUGCACAAACACAGCCACAGGAUUUCCCAUACUUCCUGGACAACUACUGCCCCCCUGAGUGUGCCUGCUAUGGGAGAGUGGUCCAGUGCUCAGAUAAAGGCAUGGACAGAGUUCCUUAUGGCAUCCCUUACAACUCCCGCUACGUCCUGCUCAUGAACAAUCACAUCGACCGCAUCCAGCUGGACCUGCUCAGCGAGUACAGCACCCUGGAGUUCCUGGCACUUACCAACAACCGCCUGACAGAUGGCGCUAUAGAGGGGGCUUUUGAGGGGGUUCCUGCUCUUAAACGCCUCUAUCUAGACACCAACCAGUUACAAAGGGUGCCCAAUGAUCUUCCAACAUCCUUAGAAGAACUGCGUUUGGACAAUAACAAAGUAGAGGGCAUGUCUGAAACAGCAUGGACACACUGCCCAGGACUGUUAAUACUUAGCAUGAGCAACAACAGUCUGGGAAAUGAUGCACAGUCUUUACCGAAAGCUGUUUUAUCAUCUUUGUGCAAGCUCCGAACACUAAACUUGGAUCACAACCAGCUGACUUUAGUUCCUUUGGGGUUGCCAUUGUCUAUCAAAGAGUUGUAUCUGAAAGGAAACCAUAUAGAGGAGUUUCAUAGUGGGGCUUUUAAUGGCAAAUCAGAGCUGGUGGUGUUGGACCUGAGCAAAAAUAGACUGACAAAUAAGGGUCUUCGUAAGGACUCACUGGUUAAUGCCACACAUUUGGAAAGCUUAAAUUUAGAAGGAAACAGGCUUAAACAAAUCCCACAGCAUCUUCCUUUAUCACUCAAGACUUUAAGUCUCGAAAGCAAUCUUAUAACGUCCAUAAAGAAAAUGGCUUUUGGUGCACUAAAAAACCUGGAGCAUUUGGGUUUGGCAAGAAACAAAAUCUUCAAAGUAGCAGUGGGCGCAUUCAGGACAUUGCCCGUUUUGCAUCAGCUGGAUUUAGGACACAAUGCUUUGAGACAGGUCCCAAGGCAGCUAUCCAAAAGUCUUCACUCAGUGUCGCUCACACACAACAGGAUCCAGGAAGUGCCCCGUGACUCUUUCUGCUGGGGCAAUACUACUCUGAAUCUGAGCGGACUGGUCCAAGUCCAGCUGCACAACAAUCCUAUAGAUCUGUCCCAUAUAGAUACACAGGCCUUCAGGUGUUUAAGGGGGUUUCAGGUAGUGCACUUUUACUGAAAACAGAUAAAAUAAAGGUAAAUUAUCCAUCCUAUGUGGUAUCCCAAAAUGUGAUAUUUAUUGUAUUUAAGGCACAAUUACUUCCACAAUCUAUUGAUUGAAAUGAUUCUAAGGCAGCACAUUAUAAUGCAGUGAAAUUGGACUUGAAAUUGGAGUGGAUGCAAUUAUCAAAUCUGAACUAAAUAUUCUGUUUAUGGAAAAGUCUUGUUACUUUAGACCUACACAAACAUGCUCUGAAAUUCAUGGGAUUCUUGUAUUAGUUUAUUAGUUCAUAUUUCAGUGUUCUCUCAAAUGUUAAUGCUGCUGGAAAUGUUUACAAUGUGCACUCUGAACAGAAUCCUACUUUUUUAUUUGCUUUUUUAAUACUUCAGUACAUACUUAAUUAAAUAAGUUUUUUAACCUUAAUGUCUUAUCUUUUGAAAUGAUGUCUAAUAACAUUUUUAUAGUAAAUAUAUUCACUUGUGAUUGCCAUUAAUCUGUGGUAGGUUACUAGUUUCGACAAAUUAGUCACUCUGUUUUUUCCUUAAACAUAACUUAAUCCCCUAAAGACUUCCUAUGUGACACCAUGGAAGUCUCAGCAGUCAUUUACCAGAAACUUUGCUGUUUUAGCUAAAGAGGAAUAUUGAUGUCAGUGUUUGCAUUGCCAGUGGAAAAGGCAACAGCGUCAUGUGACUAAGAAUGUAAACUAUGGUUGUGAAGAGGUAUCAU
Molecule: messenger RNA, 3528 nt
Organism: Boleophthalmus pectinirostris (great blue-spotted mudskipper)
Lineage: Eukaryota; Metazoa; Chordata; Actinopteri; Gobiiformes; Gobiidae
Product: extracellular matrix protein 2
Exons: 4
Coding region: 739-2820 (693 amino acids)
Molecular function (GO): protein binding
Source: RefSeq, a predicted model, not a curated record